Messenger RNA from Zingiber officinale, 1542 nucleotides. RefSeq names its product putative E3 ubiquitin-protein ligase LIN-1. The record is from RefSeq and is a predicted model, not a curated record. Lineage: Eukaryota; Viridiplantae; Streptophyta; Magnoliopsida; Zingiberales; Zingiberaceae. The coding region runs from base 2 to 1327 and encodes 441 amino acids. The transcript has 4 exons.
GAUGAAUUGUCACUCAAUCGAGCUGGCUUCAAGAGAUAAAUUUGUUAUUCAAACACUUAACAGGGUUGACUCUGAUGUGAAAUGCAUGAUUGCACUAUUCAAGAAGGGUUUGAUAGAGGCAAUAGUUUUGAUAUUUCUGUUAAAUCCUCUAUUGGAAACCCUUAUUGAGAUGGAUAUUGCUAAUGCUGUUCUAAUGGCUAUUGCAAAGAAAGAUGAUGAAUUAAUCAAGAUGUGUAUGAGCCCCAUGACCGCUUCAAUUCUUAUCUUAUGGAAAAUCUUACAAGAAGGCAAUGGUGGUUUAUCCAACAUUGUUCGCUCAAUUAUAUCAGAUAGAGUACUUGACAGAAUAUUGCUGAGCUUGGAAGCCGAGAUGGUGGAGGAAAGGAUUGCAGCUACUGGGAUUGUGCUAAAAUGCAUGGGAGAAGAUGGCCGUUCUAGGAAACUAAUUGCUGAGAGAGUACAACUGGCACCAGUUCUGGAAAGCAUUGCCAUUGUGAAUGAUAUGGACCGCUUUCAGAUUAUUUGCUUUCUUUUCGAGUUAGCUAAGCUCAGCAGGAGAUUGUCCAACGAGAAGCUUCUUCAAGCUAUAAAAGGUGGAGGUGCUUUUAGUAUGAUGUAUUCACCCCUCAUCUACCUUCAAACUACGUCAAUGGAACAAUCCUCUGUUGUUGCUGGUCUUCUUCUCCAGCUAGAUCUUCUGAUGGAGCCAAGAAAGAUGAGUAUAUACCGUGAAGAAGCUGUAGACACACUUAUCACAUGCCUCAAAAAUGUGGAUUUUCCUAGCAUUCAAUUGAGAACUGCUGAGACAAUCUUUGCUCUCUUAGGAAGAUUUUCAUCCUCUGGAAGGCCUCUUGCUCGAGCUCUUCUUUUAAAGCAUGCUGGAAUAAGAAAAGGCUACCGAGCACUAAUAGAAACUGAGCAGACUGGCCAAGCUCCUGAAGGAUCUGAGCACAAUCUGGUUGCAGCUAUAGUCCUCCUCACAAAUUGCUAUUGGGAAGAGGAAAAGGCUGCUGAAGCUUGGGAAAGGAAAAUGGCCUUUGCUUUAGUGAGUCAUGAAUUUGGGCUUCUCUUUGAAGCUUUAUCUGAUGGUUUGAAGACCAGAAAUCUUGAGUUGUCCUCCUCUUGUCUUGUCUUGGCAACCUGGCUCAGUUAUAUGCUCUCCCUACUCCCUGAUACUGGGGUAAGAGGGGCUGCACAAGUCUGCUUGAUGAAACAAUUUAUCACAAUUUUGAAGUCCGCAAGGUAUACUGAUGAAAAAGCACUUUCAAUGCUUGCCCUCAGAAGUUUCAUGCAUGAUCAAGGUAUUUUAUAUUUUACAGGGAUUUGAUAUUUUCUUAACAUUAAUUUUGGUGCAGCAGUGGUGACAAAAGAACCACAUAUUUCUACUAUACAACUCCUUUCUCAAUAUCUGAUUCACCUAUAUAUAUAUAUAUAUAUAUAUAUAUGUUAUGGUAUGCUACUUUCCUAGUCAUGAAUAACGUUAUUGCUUUCAGAAGGCCUAUUCAAUCUCACUCUUUAUAUUAAAGACAUUGAAAAUGUUAA